Molecule: messenger RNA, 4967 nt
Organism: Chelmon rostratus (copperband butterflyfish)
Lineage: Eukaryota; Metazoa; Chordata; Actinopteri; Chaetodontiformes; Chaetodontidae
Gene: tead1b
Product: TEA domain family member 1b
Exons: 14
Coding region: 372-1769 (465 amino acids)
Biological process (GO): regulation of transcription by RNA polymerase II; embryonic organ development; hippo signaling
Cellular component (GO): transcription regulator complex
Molecular function (GO): DNA-binding transcription factor activity, RNA polymerase II-specific; RNA polymerase II cis-regulatory region sequence-specific DNA binding
Source: RefSeq, a predicted model, not a curated record
AUCUCUGUCAGUGCGCGAAGCGAUUCACCUACACCCUCCUGGCUGGCCCAGAAACACCAGAAUAACUUGACAUAGUGUUAAAAAUACCCCGUAACAAGCCCUUACCAAAAGAAAGGGACAUUUUUAUAUGAGAUAUCAAUAACGAGUUGGCUCAGCCGGGAGUUGUUGGAGAUUUCACCGGAGCAUUUUCGGACCACCUCGAAGGAAACAGUGGGGAGACUUGUUGCUUCAACACGUUUGGCGGUGCCUUUUUUCAAUCGCCAUCGAAGUUUUGUGUCUCUCCCUAGUCUGCUCCAGGCUUCAGCUUGGAGAGCCCAACCGCCACGAUUGAUCCCAGCAGCUGGAGCGGCAGCGAGAGCCCUGCCGAGGACAUGGAGAGGAUGAGCGACUCGGCAGACAAGCCCGUAGACAAUGAUGCUGAGGGGGUGUGGAGCCCUGAUAUUGAACAGAGCUUCCAGGAGGCCCUGGCCAUCUAUCCUCCUUGUGGACGCAGGAAGAUCAUCCUCUCUGAUGAGGGAAAGAUGUAUGGUCGGAAUGAGCUGAUAGCCAGAUACAUCAAGCUUCGGACUGGGAAGACGAGGACUCGGAAGCAGGUGUCUAGUCACAUACAGGUCUUAGCAAGAAAGAAAGUUCGAGAAAUCCAAGCUGCCAUUAAGGUACGUCUGGCUUUGCCCAGUUGCAGGGGGCUUUUCAUUGCCAUGGUUACAGGCUCUUCCUUUGUUUUCCUCCCCUCCCCUACCCCGCAGGUGUCUAGUCACAUUCAGGUUCUUGCCAGAAGGAAAUCUCGUGAGUUUCAUUCCAAGCUAAAGGUUACAAGUAUGGACCAAGCAGUGAAGGACAAAGCGCUCCAGAGCAUGGCCUCCAUGUCCUCGGCUCAGAUCGUCUCUGCCACGGCUAUUCACAACAAGCUCGGGCUGCCAGGCAUCCCGCGCCCAGCCUUCCCUGGAGCAGGGUUAUGGCAGGGUAUGAUAUCGACUGGUCAGCCAGGAUCCUCACAAGAUAUAAAGCCUUUCACCCAGCAAGCCUAUCCCAUCCAGCCAGCAGUCACAACAGCCAUUUCAAGUUACGAGCCCACAGCAGCUCCAGCUCCCACGGCACCAGCAUGGCAGGGCCGUUCCAUCGGUACAUCCAAACUCCGAUUGGUGGAGUUCUCCGCCUUCCUAGAGCAACAGAGGGACCCAGACUCAUACAACAAGCACCUAUUUGUACAUAUCGGACAGACAAAUCAUUCCUACAGUGAUGCCCUGCUGGAGUCGGUGGACAUUCGUCAGAUUUAUGACAAAUUCCCAGAGAAGAAAGGAGGGCUGAAGGAGCUGUAUGGAAAAGGUCCCCAGAAUUCCUUCUUCCUUAUAAAAUUCUGGGCUGACUUGAACUGCAACAUUCAGGAUGAUACUGGAUCUUUCUAUGGAGUCACUAGUCAGUAUGAGAGCUCAGAGAACAUGACCAUCACGUGUUCAACGAAGGUCUGCUCCUUUGGGAAGCAAGUGGUCGAGAAAGUUGAGACUGAAUAUGCACGGUUUGAGAAUGGACGCUUUGUCUACCGGAUAAGCCGGUCUCCCAUGUGUGAAUACAUGAUCAACUUCAUCCAUAAGCUAAAACAUCUGCCAGAGAAAUAUAUGAUGAACAGUGUGCUGGAGAACUUCACGAUCUUAUUGGUGGUGACGAAUAGGGACACCCAGGAGACACUGCUAUGUAUGGCGUGUGUGUUUGAAGUGUCAAACAGUGAGCACGGCGCCCAGCAUCAUAUCUACAGACUGGUAAAAGAAUGAGAGGCUCUGAGCCCCCCACCCCAUCCCCCAAGCCCUUUCUUUCCAUAGACUUUCCAACCUCAAAACAAGUGGCAGUGCCUCUACCUGAAAGUCACACCCACAAUGCUUUUUGGUCAUGGUAUCGGGUGAAGUCAGUUGCUCUAAAUUUGUUUUAAUAUAAAGUGUCUGUUAUUUGACUGCAGCUGUUGAUUGCGGUACUGUUGUUUUAUGUUUAAAUAUGGGAAAUCUUGUUUAAAACAUGUUGAGUUGGUCUUCGUUGGGUAUAAAUGUGGCCGUUCUUAAGGAAUUUACUAGAUUCAUUUGGUAAAUGGAAAUGUGUGUGUUGUCUGUUUCUGCUUUGUCAUGUUGACUAAGAAAAAAAAAGGAUGCUGGCCUUUUUUUAUCAGCAGCCUGGUGUGGUCUGUGUAAUCUGUUUGAGUGUGUUUUGUAUGUCUGUAGUUCAUAAUUUUGUGAGCAUACAUAGUCGAUAUACAGACAUGCACCCACAGCCAAUAGAUUUUCCAAAGAAACAAAACUAACACAACACUACAAAGACAGUAGUUGGACGUAAGUGGUCGUGAGUAUUGCAAAAUUACUAUUUCUUUAAAAACAACUCAGCUUUCAGUAGUAUAUUUAUCCCUGUUGAAGCACUCCAAGUCUUAGACACUAACAGAAUGAAUGCACUGUGAAAAUACUGCAGACAUUUUGCAUCUGCUCCAUAAAUUUCGAUAGUCUUACCACCUGUGAAGCAUUUCUGUGCUGCCAACGAGUCUUUUCUCUGUGACAACUGAUAGGAGAAUAAUUAGGCUUUCGACAGGUGACAGUAGCUUAAAAUGACUCAUCUUUUCCAAAAGCAGUUUGUUCCCCUUCCUGAGCUUGCCUUAGUGAUGCUUACUUGUUUCUCCUGGUAGAUCUGUGGUUUUAGAACAACAGUUUAAAUAGUCAUAACACUACACCACUUGCAGACCGCAGGCUUUGGUCAGCAUGCUGUGGCUUUGCCCCCCUGGACGACUCAGAAUAUCUUUCCCUCUGGGAUCACCGUGCGAUAACUCCAAGCCAGAGUGUUGCUGCCUUCACACCAUGUUCACAUGUUUCUGUGGCCUACACUGAUCCCCAGCCUUAAACAUGUUCCAGCUGUGUGAACUCCCAAAAGAUGCCACUAAAACUGUGAUCUCUACGCCGGAAGACUAUUUAUACAUUUGCAGUGUGUAAGAAAUUCACAAUCUUAUCUGCCAAAGUGUAGAUGUACAGUGCCUUAGAAUAUACUCUAACAUUACCCUUUGCUUUGUUUUAAGUCUAAAAUCAGUUCUGUGGAUGAAACAGGCAAAAAUGACUCACCGGUAUAUUACUUGGUACAUCUCCACAUCUGGGAAAUCAUGUUUCUUAUAAUUGGUACACUCGUAGAAAUACAGGUUUUAUUGUUGUUGUUAAGUGGCAGUACACUUCUGUUAAGUUCUAACAACAGUACCAGUUAUAAAACAGGUUUUAUUUUUAUCUGCCUAUUUCAAAGAGUGUACUCUAAACAGAAUGACUGCCUUUCCUGUUGUAAAAGACCAAAAAUACAGAGAUUCAGUCAAUCUUUUGUCAUGUCCUGCAUGGUAGCAAGGAAGUGCCUUUGGUUUAAAAUUUCCAGCUUCAAAAAGAUAAACAGAAAUUAAGAAUUAAAUGUUGCUAGACCAAAAAUGAGACGCAAGUGAAACCAAUCACCACAUUGCCUUUUCAAAGGAUUGUAAUGACAGCAGGGGAAAGCUGGUUACUGGUAAAAUAAAUAAAUGCUAUAUUCACUUUUCUUACGUUACAAAUUGAUUUCACAAACAAUGUAUUUGAAGAAAACCUACUUCUUUGCUCGAGGUCAAAGACCUGUUGAUAACGUUACAGCCGCUGACUGCAUGCAGGAUGUCACCUCGUAGAAACACUGCAGCUGUCCGCUUCGUGCACACUUGCAGGUUCAAGUGUUUUUAAAAAUACAGGUUUUUCUGAGACAUCAUGGUUUCCUCUUUCCCACGACCACACGCUCGCAUGAUGUGAAAACCACAGAAAACAUCACACUACCACAGUGUUACCGUCAGUGACGCAGACACAGCUGUGAUGUCGACGAGGCAGGGACCGACAAGCUUUUAUCAUUUAUCAUCUUUCAGAGGGAAAGUGAAAGUUUAUUUAAUAGUAAUUCUAACCCUUCAAACUGGUUUAAUAUGGUUAAAUCUGAAUUUCUUUCCAAAACCUGUUUGAGAUGCUGUUUCAGAAACUAAUUUUUCACAACUGCUAAAGUAGACGAGGCCGUCGAGGUUAAUACUUUUCACUGUAAGGACCAUAGCUACUCGAACAUUUACUGUUUUUUUUACAAAAAAUUAUAAUCAUUGAAAGUAUUUUAACUGAAGAAGCUCUAAAUAAUUGCAGACAAUGUCUCUGGUGGAUGCAGAUAAAGUUCAGUCGUUCAGUAUUUUGCCACAGUCCUGUGGACACUGUGGAGUUUUAAUAGGCUUUUUCUUAUGUUUACCCUGUGUAUCUGUUCACAUUUAUUGAUUAUGUAGAUGUUCCUGUUUUCUUAUUGUACUUGUAUACAGUUGUACUUGGUUUUGUGAUGACAUUGUCUGUAUAUUGCAAGCCCAACAAGACGGUAAUGAUGUUGCUGCUGCACUGCUGGUACAUUUUGACAUGUCGUUUCAACACUAAAACAGCAGGCCUGAUGCCUUCGAUGGCACGAAUGUCUGGUGGACCAUUUGAGGAAAAAAUGGAUGCGUUAAAAAAAAUAUAUAUAUAAAAAAAAAUCAUUUGAGUUGAGGAAUCAUGAUACAAACAUAUCAGCAGUUUAGCUCUUGUUAUUUGUAAUUCUGUCGAAGAGUAGGUACUGGUACCUUUUGUUUUAUGACCAUUUUCAGAUGGUGGCUUUAAAGUGAUUUUUUCACAUUGCUCACGUAUAGUUAUCAUACACACAUUUGGGUUUUGUGUGCCGACUUGUUUUUGUAAAAAGGUGCUUUGUACAAAAUUCUAUCUUAGCUUUUCUUGGUACAGAUGUGUGAUAUCUUUUCGUAUCCAUGACAGUAAAAAGUGUUGGAGCAAAGGAGAGAAAAGAAGCUCUGCGAUGUUUCUGUGUUCUGCAUAUGGUCUUGUCUUUGCUCCGUAACAUUAUGAUGCCUUCUUGAUAAUAGUAGAUAUUUUGUAGCUUUCUAGAUACUUUGUUUGUAUGCAAUAUUGAAGUUAAAUAAAUCUGAAUUUAUU